Messenger RNA from Rotaria sp. Silwood1, 954 nucleotides. Lineage: Eukaryota; Metazoa; Rotifera; Eurotatoria; Philodinida; Philodinidae. The record is from the annotation of a GenBank genome assembly.
AUGGCUAAAGACCGAAUGAAAGAUUUAAAAAACUCUAUUCCUAAAUCUGAUGCUUCCUAUCAACAACUUCCACAAGUUCAAAACCAUAAUACACUAAAUAUUGUCGAUGAUUGCGGCAUUCCCCUUACUAGUAUUGAUAUAGAUAAAGAACAUAAGGUGUCUGAAUUUUUAGAUCGAAUAAAUUCACUUCGAGAACGUAUUGAUGAAAUCAAAGUACUUACACGAGAUGUCAAAAAAAUUUACGAACGAAUGCGCCAACCUGAACCUGAUCCUGAACUUGAAAAAAAACUUGUUGGUAAAAAUGCUGAAAUAAAAAAAUUAAGAGAUGAUAUUAGAACAGAACUACAAAAACUGAAACAGGAGUAUCAAUUUCAAAAUGAAACCCAAGAAAGUGCUCAAUGGCGAAUACGAACAGUUCAAAUACUAAAGAAAACUGAGGAGUUUUAUGAAAUUAUGAACCAAUAUUAUCAAGAAUAUUGUAAACAUCGAGACAAAUGUGAAAAAGCUGUGUUGCGUGAAUUACGGAUUACUGGCAGGCGAACAACUCAAAGUGAACGAGAUGAAAUAGUUGUAAAAAGAAUGCAAGGAGAAGAUAUUAUUCCCGUUAUAGUUGAUAAAGAAGAAAUUAGACAACAAGCCAUUUUUAUCGAAGAACGUUAUCAUGAUAUACAGAGGCUUGAAAGUACUAUUGUAGAAUUACAUGAUAUGUUUGUUGAUUUCACUGAACUUAUUUCAACUCAAGGUAAAAUGAUUGAUAAUAUCCAACAGUAUGUAUUGAACUCAGCUGAUCAUACUGAAAAAGCAGUAAUAAACAUUGCGAAAACAACAAAGAUUAAAGAAAGCACUAGUAAUAAAAAAAUUAUUGUGUGUAUUAUUGUAAUUGUUGUUAUCAUUAUUCUUAUUCUCAUUUUUAUUGCUUAUCAUACAACUCAAAAGAUAAUAUUAGGAAGAUAA